Triplophysa rosa is the source of this 2711-nucleotide messenger RNA. RefSeq lists its product as uncharacterized. Gene Ontology annotation, molecular function: calcium ion binding. The record is from RefSeq and is a predicted model, not a curated record. The coding region runs from base 333 to 2303 and encodes 656 amino acids. The transcript has 10 exons. NCBI's taxonomy places the organism in Eukaryota, Metazoa, Chordata, Actinopteri, Cypriniformes, Nemacheilidae.
UCUGUUGGACAAAAAGAGACUCGUGUACGGAAUACAUAGGUCGUGCGGCUAUCCGUUUAGUCAUGCGCAAUCAAAAUACUUCAUGCGGCGGCAUGUGACAUCACAAUAUCGCGAGAGUGAUUCAGGCAUACGCAGUAGUAUGCUCUCGAAUUGCUCUCGCGGUACUUGAAUAUCAUAUGCUGAUCGUUCUGCGCAGAGACGCAUUUUGACCAACACACAUCUGCUCUAUUGAUUACAGAUAUAGCACAGGUGAUUGUUGGGCACUUCCUCGGUUUUUCGUUUGAAACAAGCAACUGAUAGCAAUUCGCGAAGUUUACAAUCAUAAUCCUAAAAUGCUGUGGCGGCAUUUGUUGUGUAAAUGCGGUCUUCUCAUAUUAAUCUAUUUCACAUUUUGGGUGACCGGUGUGGAGAUGAACAGAAAUGACGGCUAUUCAUCCGCAGCUGGAGGAGGCAGAGAGCGAUAUGCAUUCUUUGCUCUCCGGAGCUGCCACCAAGUUCUCCACGGUGAAAGCGGUGAGUUGUUCUCCCCCGACUACCUGUGCUCCAACCCCCCUGUCUGGUGCAACUGGACCAUCCAGGUGCAUCCUGGGAAGCGUGUGGAGUUGUACCUGGAGGACUUUACCCCCUCGGAGGCUUGUCACAUGAAAAGUGAUCAGAUCCACCUUGACGAGUCUCCUGCUGCUGCCGGUGGGCAGAGAAUACUGGAAAGGUGUUGGAGAAAGGCACAGUACAUGUCGGUGUCCAACACUGUUCAGGUGGUGCUCCUUAUUGAUGGGAACCGUCCCACCCCGUACAGGGGGUUUUAUGGACGUUUCAAAGCUUUUGGACCUCUGGAUUCUCUUGACCCCAUGUAUGAAGAAGUGCCCUUAGACAUGAUAGAGGAAGCAUUAGGUGGUGGUGAACAGGUAACUGAUGCAGUUACACAUGCUCCAUCAGGUGUGGGAGGCGUCACAGCAGAUAUAAAACUGUCAGAUGUGAAUGUCCAAACCACUUCUCAUGGUCUGACCAAGCCUCUGAUAUUCGCUCCGUUUGAGUCCACAUCAGUGGCCAAUGAACUUGUCUUUAAGAAUAGGCAACCAUGGGAAAAGAGUUCUGGGGACGUCCAAGUAUCUGCUAGUUCUACAAAUUCAACCCUCACCUCUGGUUACCGCAGUGAUGUUGAAUUUCUUGGCGAUGAGUAUUAUGAUUAUAGUUCCAUUCCAGUUCCGAGAGAGCAGCAGGCCCCGGCAGGUGGAUCGGCCCAAAUUCGCUCGAAAUACCAGCCUGCCUACAGACACAUCACGGACAUGUACCUCAGCCCACCGGUCGAGACCAAAGCCACUAAACCAGUCGCUCGGUCCCCAACAGCUAUGCGCAGGAAUGUGGAUGCACACGCCCGUUCUUCAGGUAAACCUGGGUCAGUUAGAGCCACGGUGGCAUCUGAUGCUGGGGAAGUUCGGUGGGUGAGGGUGGGACAGGUGGAUGAUGUUGCCAUGGAGACGAGAGUACAAGACGGCAAUAUCACACCACCUGUCUUUAUGGACACUAAUGCUCCCAGACAGCCUAAACUGCAGCGCAGAUCCAAAGAAAAAGCUCAGAACCAACAGACCAUUAGAAAUGCCACCCAAAAUACUCAUUUACCUGGAGAGCUCUUGUUUGAGGUAGCUGUGGAGGUCAGUCUGGAUUUUGAGCAUCUUGAAAAAUCAUCUUCACUCCGAACCCCGCUAGAGAUCAUGAUAAAAGAAGAGCUUGGGCAUCUCGUCUCAAAAGGUCUAGAUUUAAAAAGAUUAAAAAAGUUGAGUUCGGGGGUUUUGUUCAUCAUGUGGGCACAGUUUCAGAAGACUGCUGCAGGAAAAUACAUGUAUGCAGAUCUUCAGUCCGGUAUGCAGAAGCUAAUAGGCAAGAUUAUCAAAUCCCAAACCAGCAAAAUACAGGGCACCAUAGCCUCUGUGUCAAUGGAAGACAUCAAUGAGUGUGAUACACGCAUGAAGAUGUGUGAUGCACACGCCGAGUGUGUGAAUCAGUUCGGAUCUUAUUCCUGUCACUGUCACCGUGGUUACCAUGAGGCUCGUCAGGGGCCGCCUGGAAUGGUUUGCGUGGAGUCUGCUGUUUCCGACUGUAGCUUUACAUCAUCUCCCAGGGUCCUCAAGGGCGUUUACGCCAUCUGCAGUCUGCUCAUUUUGCUCAUCUUGUUGUUACUGGUGGUGGUCACUUUUCUGUACCGUCGAUACUACAGAGGGAUUUUCAUGCCACGCUGCCAGAAAACAAGCAUAUGCAGCAGUGUGGAAACACCUGCCAAUGAUGAAGACAAUAACAACACAUAGAAUGACGGCCGUGGUGGUGCUGACCCUUCUAGACUCCCACCUCCACCCCCACAAAUGAGACUGUCCAAAGAUGGCCUCUGCUCUCUGGAUCUACCAUUGUUACGGUUUAGCCCUCUGGCGCCGACUGAUGGAUUCCGGAGUAAAAUACACGCAGAGAAACAUGAGUUUUGAUUGAUACACUCUGACGUUUGUCUGGAGUUGCACUUAAAUGCAUGAUAUUUCACCAAGUGUUUGACUGGUCUUGGUUUGUAUUGAUUUUCCAUUUCCAAUGUUUUUUUUAUGCCUUAGCAUGUUUAAUCUGAAAUAUUUUGGUGUGAGUUGGCUGCCUGUAGAAAUUGGUCUUAUUUUUGUUUUGUAUAUCCAUUCCUGACUGGUCACAUAAUUAUGACUCUCAAAAAAUGAAUUGAU